UAUGCAGACCUUGGCUAUAGCAGAGCCAGUAACUAUUUCUGGUUUGCUGUCGUGGAGGGAGCAGUUUAAUUGACUUCUAGUGGAAUUCUUUUGCAGCUGCUACACCGGGUGACCCUUACUUUGCCUUUCUUCGUUGGGGACUGUGUGAAAACGGAUUGUAUUUAUCUACAAAAUAGAAACAGGACUGAAAGCUGUGGCCUCUCUGAAUGAGGAGAUAAGAGGGUUUGUUUUGAAACUGGAGGCAGGACUUUUCAAAAGGUGUACAGCUUUGUAUGUAAAUAUACCAGUGCUGCUUAUAGGCUGGGGCACAAGCCAAGGGUUGAGUGAGCCUAAGGGUGUUUUACAUAAAAUUGCAAAGCCUGACAGGAUCAGUGUGUCUAACAUAAGACAGCUUCUUGAUUAGCAUGGGACUGGGUGGCUGACUCAUUUCCUGCCCCCUUUCACUAGCUGCUCGCUAUAUUCUGAAGCAGGGGAGUCAUUCAGGAAAAAAGAAGCAGCAGAGGCAGUAGAAGCAAGCAGCGGAGGAGCCUAUCGGCUGAGCGAAUCCAAACAUUUGUAACCACUUCAAAUCCAGCCCUUCCUUGUGCCUGCAGAAGCAAGAGCCAGUGUCUGAGAAAUAGCUUGAAAGGAGAGGAGGGCGAAUGACAACAGAGAAAACACUCAGCCAUGGCUCCCAGACUUCAUUAGCUCUGGAUCUCACAGGAAUAAAUUGCUUCCAGGACAUGUUUUCUGAGCCUCUCUCUCACACUCACCAACGCACACACACACACGUACACAUACAUCCUGUGUGUGUGUGCAAAGAGCAGCAGCUGCAUGGCAGUUAAACGAAGAUUGUCUCCUGACUAAUUUGUCUUGGCUCAGCGUGCAUCAUUGAUUCUUUGAUUGGAUUUUGAUAGGUGAAGAAGAGGAUUUUUAUUUUUUUACCCCGCUGCAUCCAGAAAGAAGCCUUAUCCUUGAUCCGACAGCGACAGAGAUUGACACUGCCUCCCUUCAGUGGCCUGGAGAGCCCAGUUUUAGGUCAAAGCCAAAAGGCUGAGUUUUUUUUUAAAUUUGUUUGGGCCUUUUGUGUUGCAGCUCACAGUUGGCUAAGCGCUCCCGUGCUGAAUCGGGCUAUUGUUUGAAUCCCAGGGCUUUUCACGCUGCAAAUCUCUGGACCCCCCCCCCCCCCCCCACCUCUUUUUGCCUCUUGCACAUGAAUCUGGAAACUACAAGCUGGACUGAUUGCAAAUGAAGUGUAAUGCAUUGUGGGACGUGUGUAAAAUUGGAUCACUUGAGGAAAAGGAAGGGGACCCAAAGCCGGCUCUCUCUGUGUCUAAGGCAACUGCAGCACCAGCAGCCGUAGCGUGUUUGUAGUGUGUGUGUGUGUGUGCGUGUGCGUGUGUGUGUGUGUGUGUGUGUGUGAGUGCCGGUUUGAUUUCCCUCCUGCCAUGCCGCUAUUCUGAUCUUCCAGGGCAAACAUAGCAUAAAGCUGUGGGGCCCAGAUAAUACUGCGAAGGGAUUAAGCUGCAGGUAGCCCCUCUCUGUCACAAUGAAGAAGACGCGGAGUACAACCCUGCGCCGAGCCUGGCCUAGCUCUGAUUUCUCUGACCGGGCCUCUGACCGCAUGAGGUCCCGCAGCGAGAAGGACUAUCGUCUGCACAAACAUUUCCCACCGGCUUUUAUAUCCCAGGCAUCUCGAGGAUACAUGACAUCAGGUGAUGUGUCACCCAUCAGUAUGUCUCCGAUCAGCCAGUCACAGUUUAUCCCACUGGGGGAGAUCCUUUGCUUGGCAGUCUCUGCAAUGAACUCUGCAAGGAAACCGGUCACACAAGAGGCACUGAUGGAGCACCUAGCAACCUGUUUUCCAGGUGUACCCACGCCCAGCCCAGAAAUUCUACGACAUACGCUGAACAUGCUAGUCAGGGAAAGAAAGAUUUACCCGACUCCAGAAGGUUACUUCAUUGUUACUCCACAGACUUAUUUUAUAACGCCUUCUCUUAUAAGAACCAAUAGUAAAUGGUACCAUUUGGACGAGCGGAUACCUGACCGACCGCAACAAUGUACCUCUCCCCAAUCUGGAACCGUUACACCAUCCACCUCAGGCUGUGUGAGGGAGCGGGUCCACCACAAAAACCUCUGCGACUCCUACAACUGUUACCGGGACGACAUGAACAGUAUGCAUGCCUCCACCCUCCAGAGAAAGUCCCCCAAGGACUGCAAAGACUCUUACUGCCCCCCAUCCGUGUAUCAACCACCUGCUACGGAAAAGAGCAAGAGCACGAUGAACUUCUCGUAUAAGACUGACACUCUGAGAAAACACAAGGAAGGCGGCAGCAGCGGGGAGAAGCAGUCCAAGAAGUUUGGUCUAAAGUUGUUCAGGAUGAGUUUCAAAAAAGACAAGACGAAACACCUGGCCACCUUUUCGGCGCAGUUCCCCCCAGAGGAGUGGCCCCUGAGAGACGAGGAUACACCUACCACAGUUCCCAGGGAUGUGGAGAUGGAGAUCAUCCGUCGCAUCAACCCAGACCUAACUGUGGAGAAUGUCAUGAGGCACACAGCGCUGAUGAAGAGACUGGAGGAGGAGAAGGCGCAGAGAAGCAAAGCAGGAUCCUCAGCUCAGCAUAGCGGCAGAAGCAAGAGAAGCCGGGGCCACCGGAAAGCCCACGGUAAAUCCCGGUCACACAGUAAAACCCGGGCAUCCAAAGGAGAUCCCUCAGAGGGCUCUCAUUGGGACCUAGCAGGUGAACGGGAUUAUGAAUUUUACAGCUCCUCCCUCGUCAGGUCCCCGCGUGAAGGAUGUUUUUCAGUGGAGCGUAACAGGGAGAAUGUUAUUGUGCACAGCAACCCCAAUAUUGUUGAGUCUCACUUCCCAGUCACACCUGAAUGGGAUGUGUCAGGAGAGCUUGCAAAAAGGAGGACUGAAAUGCCCUUCCCUGAACCAUCCAGGGGAACCUCGCACUCCAAGGUCCAUCGCAGCCACAGUCACACCCAGGACAGAAAGUCUCGGAAUGAAAGGUCUGGCAAAGCCAAGGAAAGGUCGCGCUCGAUGGACAACUCCAAGGGCCCGCUUGGGGCUGCUUCUGUAGACACAGCAGAGGACCUAGAAGGCUGCAGCCCAGAUGACCGGGGACAGGAUCAUUACCAUGUUGAUGAUGGCACAUUGAGACCUUCCCAGGCUCACCACUAUCAAAGAAUUUUGCUUUCUGCUGUUAACAUUAAUGCUGAGGCAUGUGUGCCUGAUAUAGUUAAGGGGAACAUGGAAGACCCUGCCGUCUAUAGUCCGCUGGAACACAGCAAAACCAGAGACAGUUUACCGGCCAACAGCAAGCUCAAACCUUGCUCCCCAAAGCCAGCAGCAGACAAUUCCUUUCAGUGCAAUACAUCAAAUGAAACUGUCCUCACCGCUCCCUCUCCUUUAAGGAAACAUGACCAUGACACCUUGACCUUGUCAGAUGGAGUCAAAAAAGUUUAUCCAAUUGACCGUCAGACCCCCAUCCCCCCCAGAGACUCUUGUGAGUUCCAAGAUGUCACUACUACAAAGGGACAAAACGGCAUCAGUUUACCGGUGCCCAGCCCGAUGCCAGAACCAAUACCAAAUGGCCGUUUGAUACACCAACACAAUGCUGAUCCUACCACCAGUGACAAAAGGAAAGAGAUUUUUAGCAAGGACACUUUGUUCAAACCUCCCCACAAUGUAUUGAGUGUCGGUUUUGUAGAAAGCAGCUACCAGAAAUCUGGUACAUUGCGGAAAUCCAAGCUCAUGAAAUCAGCAGAGGUUCUCAACAACUGUGAACACUUUGAGCAGCCUAGUCAGCUCUCUGUUUCACCCAGCACCUCAGCACCACAGGAACCCAAGCAGCCACCUGGGGGCCAGGAAGCCAAUUUUGACUAUUACAACGUGUCGGACGAUGAUGACUCAGAUGAGGCGACACACAAAAACACAGAGGAGGAGAAGACCAGGGAGGAUGGCGGGACAAUGCAGUGGUUACUUGAGCGAGAAAAAGAGAGAGAUUUACAGCGGAAGUUUGAGAAGAACCUCACCCUUUUAAGCCCAAAGGAAAGUGACAACAAUAACAGCCAAAAGUCUGCACAUUCUGCCCGUCUAGACAGCAUGGACAGCAGCAGCAUUACGGUAGACAGUGGAUUUAACUCUCCACGCACUCGUGAAAGUCUGGCUUCCAACACCUCAAGUAUUGUCGAAAGCAACAGGCGUCAGAAUCCAGCUUUGAGCCCUGGUCACGGUGUAAGCAGCAGCACUAAAGCUUUUAACUUCCGAUCCACUGCAGACCCUCCCACCACUGAACCUGAGAAACUGCAGAAACCUUCAAACUGUUUAGCUUCUAUUACCAGUGUUUAAAAGCUGACAGCAGCCAAGAUUCAUGUUGCACCCAAGCUAAGUCAUGCACAAUGCUCAGACUGUUACUCCAGAGAUGACUAAGGACUUCAAGUCUUUUGUAUGGGAAAAGCAUGUUAUAGGUAAAAUCUUAAAACUCACUAAAACUGAUGGUGGUUCCUAGGUUUAGCAAAAAAUAAAAUGGAAGCAUAGCUGUUUUUCACAAACCAUGCCUCAUUUACGCUGAUGUAAAAAUGUUCUUAUUCACUACCCACUGUGAUCCAACAUUUUUUUUUUUUAUAUGUACAACAGAUGUACAACAACCUUUUGGGACCUGAAAUCAGCUUCCUUUUUAUUUUAUUAUACUUUUUUAAAUUGCAGUUGGAAACGAAAAACAAUCUCAGGUCUCAAAUAGUUACUAUAUGUAGCAGUUUAGUUUGACCAAGAUACACCAACUGUGUAUACUGUACUGUCCCUGACCAGUAUAGGCAAAUGCGUCUUUAACACUGAAUUUUUGUUCCUGAGGUUUCACUGUUGUUAAAGCACCCAUAGAUAGCUGUCUCAAAAUUACAGAUCUGUAUGCAUCAUUGAAAGUUAAAAUGAGCUCCCUGGGGCAUUUUUGUUUGAUCAGUGGUUUGCUUAUAUGCAUGUUACUAAAAGCAGCCCAGCUGCUGCUUAGGUUGUCUGAAUUACUUGAUAUAAAUCCAGCUGAAUGAACUGGGUUCUAAGAAGUUAUGUUUACAUAGGAUUCUGGUAUUUUGGCACUUCCUUUUGAUGUAAAUAAACAUUAGACAACUGGUCUACUGACUUCACAAUGAGUUCAAAGCCAGUAAAUGACGGGUUGGUAUCUAAACAGCUAGUUAUUUGGUAGUUGACUUUAUGGGACUUUUACAAAAUAAUUAACCCUUUUCCCCCAUAUAAAACGCCACUCGCUGUCUCUAGCAACCCAAUCAAAAUGACAACUGGUGGCAAACCAGCCUACAAUUACGACUUGUGACAGCUGCAGGGCUCCAGGGUGCCUAUCUGCUGUUAUACAGAUGAAAAUGGCUGUAAUCUCUAUGACAGGCCUCUUUAUUUUGUUUUGGAAGGGAAUAAGGCUUAAUUUACGAAAGCACACAGCAUGUUAUAAAUUAAAUUACUUCCCCUGACCUAACUCUGUUUUUUUUUUUUUUCAAUCACAACUAAGGAAACAAGGAAAUCUGUAUUUUUGGACAAUCAUAGCUACUGUUGGCUUUUGGCCAUGGCAAUGUAUAACAGUAAAGCAAGACCUUUUUCUCUGAGACAGAUUUACGAAUUUACAUUUCAUUCAGGUGCUAAAUGUCUAUUGUCAUCCUCUUAUCUGUUUUCAUCUGUUGUCUACAACUGGUUUAUGAAAUGUCCAAAAACUAUUUGUCUUCGAGAUGAGCGUGUCAGGUCCGUAUAGAUUCAAAACACAAGGUACACUACAAAUCAGUUCUGAUUUUACAUUAUUAUUAGUAGUAUUAUAUUACAUACAUACAUAACUACCUCCACAGCUUUUGUAAUAUUGUAACUAGAUGAGGUUCUUUGUCUAAAAAAACUAGAUGUCCAUAUCAGCCUGUUUCCUUCCUGAAUGUUGGCGUUUUGAGAUUGAUCUUUUCAGAUGACUUAUUCAACAAAAGCAUUAAAUCAGUGCUGUAUGUGACAACUUUGUUUUGUUGAGAAUUCUACAGGUUUUAAUUAAAUCAUGUUAUAAACUCUAAACUAUGGGUCAGGUUUUGCUGUAUUCUCACAGCAACUACUUGAACUGGUGUACAAAUAAGUAAAUAUCUCACCCUGUACAUCUCUAUAAAGAUGUAGUGUCCUGUUUGUUUUCCUUA
Molecule: messenger RNA, 6150 nt
Organism: Acipenser ruthenus (sterlet)
Lineage: Eukaryota; Metazoa; Chordata; Actinopteri; Acipenseriformes; Acipenseridae
Product: storkhead-box protein 2-like
Exons: 4
Coding region: 1529-4336 (935 amino acids)
Biological process (GO): positive regulation of transcription by RNA polymerase II
Cellular component (GO): cytoplasm; nucleus
Molecular function (GO): RNA polymerase II transcription regulatory region sequence-specific DNA binding; DNA-binding transcription activator activity, RNA polymerase II-specific
Source: RefSeq, a predicted model, not a curated record